Paramacrobiotus metropolitanus is the source of this 1051-nucleotide messenger RNA. RefSeq lists its product as uncharacterized. Lineage: Eukaryota; Metazoa; Tardigrada; Eutardigrada; Parachela; Macrobiotidae. The record is from RefSeq and is a predicted model, not a curated record. The transcript has 2 exons. Bases 170 to 694 code for a protein of 174 amino acids.
CAAGCUGAACAGCAAGACAACACGGUCUUAACCAAUGUACAAUGAUUUACUGCACAACAUAACACUAUAUCAAUAUAACUGAACAACAAUCUAAGAACUGCCUUACCAGCACUUUGCCCCCUCUGCUCCCUGUAACCAGAUUGGAAAACCUCCUAAGAAUUAAUACAUCAUGGCCGAGUGGAGUAAGAAGUUAUCCGUUGUACCGGUUAUUAGCAGUGCAGUAUUAUCGCUGAUCCUUACGGUGCAAUGUCAAGCUCCCACCAGCUCGGGGAAUUCUGCAGGUUACAUCCCGACGUGCCCGCCGGAUUCCAAACCCGUCUGCCUGACCAUCCGCGCCUGGUGUGAUCCGCGCUUCGACCAGUGUCCCGGUGUGCCAGCCGCCCAGUGUGUCGUUAACUGCGAUAACUGCGGUAUUAAAUGGUACCUGAACGGACAGGAUGUUUCCGCGCAGUGCCAGGCCAAUACUACCGUCACCACUGCCCUUCCCACCACUACCACUCUUCUUCCCACCACUGUCUGUCCACCGGAGAACAGUUGCCCCGCUGGGACACCGGUUGUCCAGUGUUUUGUGGAGCCGUGCCGCGGGAAGACGUGUGCAAAGAACUCCUACGCGACGUGUUGUAAUAACUACUGUGGAGGGUGUAACGCGUAUUUUUAUGAUAAUACCGGCAAGAAUGUUACUGCAACUUGUUAAGGGCCGGUGAAUUUCAAAUGGUUUAGGUGUAUCGUGUUAUCUUGUGCAUCUCUGAAGCAUUUAUAGCGGUGAAGAUCUAUAGAAGUAUUGUAAUUUUCAAACUGUACGACAGCUUUUUUGGCAGAUCAGUUUUCCAGUAAGAAAACGUAAUUUCGUUAGCUGUAUUUAUGACUUUCCAUCCCGAUCAGCAUUUACUUUUGAUGUUACUACAUCGAACAUUCUCCUGUUGACGCUCAUCUCUUUUUUUACACCUUUUGUUAUUUUUAAUUUGCCAAAUCUCAGCAACCGGAAUUCUAUGUAUAAAAUUUGUUAUUACUUCAAAAACUACUUAAGAAAUCAGGCUAUAAUUUUUGUUUG